GUUUGCAGUCCGCGGAGGAGAUGCUCCGGGAGGCCGAGUGGGGUGACCUGGGGGACGGUUAGAGAGCGAGCGAGGGCGAGCGGGGGCGAGCGGGGGCGCAGCGUGGAUCCGGGGCGGGCCGGGCGGGCGUCUGGCCCGCAGUCGGACCAUGAGCUACAGCAGGCACUGGGGGGAAUGGUUCCUGAACCUGCGGGUGCCCCCCGCCGGCGUGUUCGGCGUGGCCUUCCUGGCCCGGGUCGCCCUGGUUUUCUACGGCGUCUUCCAGGACCGGACCCUGCUGGUGAGGUACACCGACAUAGACUACCACGUGUUCACGGACGCCGCGCGCUUCGUCGCGGAAGGGCGCUCCCCGUACCUGCGGGCGACGUAUCGCUACACCCCGCUGCUGAGCUGGCUCCUCACUCCCAACGUCUACCUCAGCGAACUCUUCGGCAAGUUCCUCUUCAUCAGCUGCGACCUGCUCACCGCCUUCCUCCUGUACCGCCUGCUGCUGCUGCGGGGGCUGGGGCGCCGCCAGGCCUGCGGCUACUGCGUCUUCUGGCUGCUUAACCCCCUGCCCAUGGCGGUGUCGAGCCGAGGCAACGCCGACUCCAUCGUCGCCUCCCUGGUGCUUGCGGCCCUGUACUUCAUAGAGAAGCGGCUGAUCGCGUGUGCCGCGGUGUUCUACGGGUUCGCGGUGCACAUGAAGAUGUAUCCCGUCACCUACAUCCUGCCCAUAGCGCUCCACCUGCGGCCCGAGCGCGACAACGACGACAGUCUCCGGCAAGCCCGCUACUGCUUCCAGGCUCGCCUCUACGACUUCCUCAGGAGGCUGUGUAGCUGGGCCGUGCUGCUCUUUGUAGCCGUUGCGGGACUCACGUUCUUCGCCCUGAGCUUCGGCUUUUACUGUAAAUACGGUUGGGAGUUUUUGGAGCACACCUACUUCUAUCACCUGACGAGGAGGGACAUCCGCCACAACUUUUCUCCCUACUUCUACAUGCUGUAUCUGACUGCGGAGAGCAAGUGGAGCUUCACCCUGGGGAUCGCCGCGUUCCUGCCCCAGUUCAUCUUGCUUUCGGCCGUGUCUUUCGCCUACUACAGAGACCUUGUCUUUUGCUGUUUCCUCCAUACAUCCAUUUUUGUGACUUUUAACAAAGUGUGCACCUCUCAGUACUUCCUUUGGUACCUCUGCCUUCUGCCUCUGGUGAUGCCGCUAGUGAGAAUGCCUUGGAAAAGAGCCAUAGUCCUCUUAAUGUUGUGGUUUAUCGGGCAGGCCUUGUGGCUGACCCCUGCGUACGUUCUAGAGUUUCAGGGAAAGAACACCUUCCUGUUUAUUUGGCUGGCUGGUUUGUUCUUUCUUCUGAUCAACUGUUCCAUACUGAUUCAGAUUAUUUCCCAUUACAGGGAGGACCGCCUAAUAGAGAGAAUCAAAUAUGACUAAUGUGUGUUCUGGAUCUCCUGCAACUUCUGUGACAUUCUGAUUGUUCUGUAUGGACUAGAAAAACUUUGGUAGUUUUUCCUCCCUAAGGACUCUGGUGAAAGUUCCCUUGUUCCAAUAGAAAUUAAAACCAGUGUUGGCCUUAAAUAUAAAGGAGACCCCACGAUCGAGGCCCAUCCUUUAGAAAGUCUUAGGGCUCAUUUUUGAUUAGUUGAAAAACCGAUGAACUAGAAGAUACUAAAAUGUUUCUGUACGAUAGAGAAACACGUGUUUCCUGGCAGGGUUCGUUCCUGUGACUCUGUGCCACCGUUGUGUCUUCAGCCCUCACCUUUUCUUUCUGCAGUUCUGACAGCUGUGGAAAUUUACAGUUUCUAAAGUACAGCAUGUUUACAUAGAAAAGGAAAAUUUUACGUUUUUGUAUUAAACGUCGGGGCUUAGACAUAAACAAUCCAAAGAAUUUGAAUGAUGAUCAUGUAUUUGUUUUGUCAUUUAAUUUUUCAGCCUUAGUACCGUUGGUAUUCGUUUUAUACAAAAAUUGAAACUCGUCCAUCUUUAGAGCUCAGUUUUUAAAAAAAGAAAUGGAAUAUUAUUACAUUUAUAUGCUUAUUUUUCUAUUAUCUAAAAAGAUUUCCAUCUAGAAUUUGAGCUGAGUAUUGCCCAUAGUAAAAGUAGUAGAAUUUAAGUGAUAAAACCUAAAGUUUUGCUCUAUUCUGGUCUUGUCACUUAAAUUGUGCAUUGUUGAGGAGGCUCAAGUCCUACACUCUGAAAAUGCCACAGUGGGAGGGAAGGAAGAUUCCUGGGAUGUGUAAGUGCUUCUUGAGGAUUCACUGGUCUAGAUGGAGAGGUUGCAGCGGAUGUGAGGUAUUGCAGGAAUGAGGCUUUGGUGGGCAGGUUUUGGGGGAAAUACUCCCUCAACUGUGUUAAUAGACAUCCUAAAAUAUUCUUAGAAAAGCUAGAGCCCAUCUAAGUAGAGGCUUCCUAACAUUCAAAGAUUUAGCAAUAGAUGAGUAUGAUUUUGUGAUCAUGAUUUUUAAAAACUAGUAAAUUGUUUUUCCAGAGUCAAAACUACAACACAUUCCUGAAAGCAAAUAUUGCUCCAGAAAAGUAGUUUUUUUUUUGUUGUUGUUGUUGUUUUUUUAAUGUCAAGGCAAACUUAAAGCCUUAAAAGAUUUAUAGACUGGUCACAAUGAAAAGCUCUAUUAUUGACUAUUUUCUUUGCUGGCUUCCUUUUGGGGUUUGGUCUUAGGAAGAAGGCCAGGUGGCUUUUCUGUGACUGUCUAUGUAAGAAAAGCAGUCAGUUGUAGAAAACAGUGACCUUCGCUAUGACAUCAAGUUUCAUAUUCCUCAUUAGCUUGUAACUUAACAGCUCAUUGUUUAAGACAGUUUAAAUAAUGGCUUUCCACUACCUCACAUGAGCCUUUAAAAUUAUUGUGGGUGUUGAAACCUGGGCCUCAAGCAUUCUGGACACGUACUCUGCCACUGAGCUAUGUAUCCAACUCCAAGUGAAUUUUUAUAGUGAAAAUUUGAGGAAGGAAAGUAUACUUCGUGUGUUUGUGUAGGCCUGACUAAUUUUGUUGUUAGACAAUCUUAUUCCAGGCUGGCCUCAGACUUACUUCAUAGUUCAAGAUAACCUGGAACUUCUGAUCCUCAUGCCUCUACCCCCCAAGAGCUGAGAUCACAGUCCUGUCUACUGUGUCUGGCUCAGAAAUCCUUAUCAAAGAAAUGCAAGUGUUUCUUAAGAGAUGCAGAAAAUGGUUUUCAGUUUAUCUCCUGCAGAACAUUAUUUUUAUUACUUGUUUUAUGUGUAUGGGUGUUUUUCAUGUAUGUCUGUGGACCAUGUACAUUCCUAGUGCCCAAAGUGCCCAGAAGAGGACUUUGAGUUUCCUGUAGAGUUACAGAUUGUGAUGAGCCACCAUGUUGGUGCUCGGGAGCAAGCUUGAGUUCUCUGGAAGAGCAGCCAGUGCUCCUAACCACUGAGCCCGCUAUCGAGCUCCCUGUUGCAAAACAUUUGAUAAGUUAAGUGGAGAAAUGACCUGAUUUGGUCUCUCUUACUUUUGCUCUGCAGCUUUUAAAAUUUUUAUUUGGGGAAGAGGCACAAGCGUCAUGGCUGUGUGUGGAGGUCGGAUGUACCUGUGGCACCAGAGGAAAACUAAUGCUAGUCAACUUUCCUCUUUCCACUGUGCUGGCUCUGGGGAUCAGACUUGGGUUGUCAGGCUUGGCAGCAGGUACCUCUUCAUGCUGAACUGUCUGAUGGCUUUGACUUCUUAUCAUUGGUGAUACCUGUUGUUUCCUUUUUAGUUCUUGAGUAAUACCUUAAAAUUGUGUGGCUCUUUGGCUUAUUUUUUGCGUAAUUCUCUUGUUCUUAUACUACCUGCGUUAUCUUUAUGUCACUGUAGCAAAUGCCUCAUGUGAAUCAACUUGUAGAGAGAAAAGGUUUAUUUGGGGCCAUGGAUUUAGACGUUUCCGUUUGAGAUUGGUUGGCUCUGUUGCUUCAGGCCUGUAGUGAGGUUGAAUAUUGCGGCUGGGAGCACAUGCUAACACAAAUUAUUCACCUAAUUGUGGGUGCCGAAGAUGGAGAGGGCCCACCCCUGAUGCCUUAAAGUCUACCCAUUGGGCAUGACCUAAAGUUGCUGCAGCUUCCCAAUAGUGCCACAGGCUUAACACAUGGGCCCCUGUGAGGAGUGUUCAGAUCCAUGCUACAGUAUCACUGUAAGACUGAUUAAGAGACAAGCAUUAGGUACUAGUUUAAGAAGAAUGUUUCUCCAGAUAGGUUGUGUUCUAAACAGAGCACUGUGUGUUUUCUUCUCUAACUGCUUUUUUGGUGUCUCCAAAAUGUUCCUAGAGGCCUCAAGUUAAAUUCCCUGGGGAUUAGGGUCAUUAUUAUCUUUUUUUUGUUUGUUUGUUAUUGCUGUAGGAGAUAGGGUCUCAUGUAGCCCAGGCUGACCUCAAAGUUGCUUUGUAACAGAGGCUUGACUUUGAACUCAUUAACCUCUUGACUCUACCUCCAAGUACUAGGACUAGCAGGUGCUGGUUAUUUGGAUUAGUUUCUUUGGAAAAGCUGUGAUAAUCAUCCACUACUGGCCAGCUCAGCAAAAGGAUUCUUAAACUAUAGAUCGUAGUUACUGACGUCUCACCAUCCAGAUUUCAUACGUGAUGUGAUGAUGUUUCAUAAGUUGUAUAAAACUUGUCCUUUAGUUAAUUUAUGGCUGAAUAUUUAUAUUUUUAACAUCAGGUGUUAUGGACUCUCUUGCAAUCUGUGGUGUAAGUUAUGAGUAGAAAAGAAAAAUAUGAAAAAUUCUA
Molecule: messenger RNA, 4717 nt
Organism: Mesocricetus auratus (golden hamster)
Lineage: Eukaryota; Metazoa; Chordata; Mammalia; Rodentia; Cricetidae
Gene: Pigm
Product: phosphatidylinositol glycan anchor biosynthesis class M
Exons: 1
Coding region: 149-1420 (423 amino acids)
Biological process (GO): GPI anchor biosynthetic process
Cellular component (GO): glycosylphosphatidylinositol-mannosyltransferase I complex; membrane
Molecular function (GO): GPI mannosyltransferase activity; alpha-1,4-mannosyltransferase activity
Source: RefSeq, a predicted model, not a curated record